Messenger RNA from Paramormyrops kingsleyae, 902 nucleotides. RefSeq names its product very long chain fatty acid elongase 6-like. Gene Ontology annotation, biological process: very long-chain fatty acid biosynthetic process; fatty acid elongation, saturated fatty acid; fatty acid elongation, monounsaturated fatty acid. Gene Ontology annotation, molecular function: fatty acid elongase activity. The record is from RefSeq and is a predicted model, not a curated record. Lineage: Eukaryota; Metazoa; Chordata; Actinopteri; Osteoglossiformes; Mormyridae. Gene Ontology annotation, cellular component: endoplasmic reticulum; endoplasmic reticulum membrane.
AUCGAUCCCGUCCCUUCCCUACUUAGGGACGUUUCGCAAGGCGUGCAACCUGCGAGGGUGGAGAUCACGGAGGAGUACCGAAACCGACUGCUAAAAUGAACGAGAGCGAGCAGCAGCUGCCCCUUACCGAGUACGAUUUCGAGCGACACUUUGACGAGAGAGUCGCUAUCCAGUGGAUGCAGCAAAACUGGAGGAAAUCGUUCGUGUUCUGCGGUCUCUACGCGGCUCUCGUCUUUGGGGGCCAGUACUUUAUGAGGCAGAGACCCAAGCUGGACCUACGGAAGCCACUAGUGCUGUGGUCACUCAGCCUAGCCAUCUUUAGCAUCAUCGGGGCUGUGCGGACCGGCUGGUACUUGCUGCACGUCCUACACGCCAGCGGCUUCAAGCAGUCCGUCUGCGACCAGGGCUUCUACAGUGGGCCGGUCAGCAAGUUCUGGGCCUACGCCUUCGUCGUCAGCAAGGCUCCUGAGCUAGGCGACACGGUGUUCAUUGUCCUGCGGAAGCAGCGCCUCAUCUUCCUGCACUGGUACCACCACAUCACCGUCCUGCUCUACUCCUGGUACUCCUACAAGGACCAGGUUGCAGGUGGGGGCUGGUUCAUGACCAUGAACUACCUGGUGCACGCCCUCAUGUACAGUUACUACGCCGUGCGGGCGGCCGGCGUGCACCUGCCUCGCCCCUGCGCCAUGGUGAUCACCGCCAUCCAGAUCACGCAGAUGGCCAUGGGGCUGGCCAUUAGCGCUCUGGUCUACCGCUGGAUGCAGGAAGGCCACUGCCCCUCCCACCUGGACAACAUUGUGUGGGCCACCCUUAUGUACCUCAGCUACUUACUCCUCUUCUCCUCCUUCUUUUACAAGUCCUACCUCAAGGGCAAGGGCAGUAAGGGGGGCAAAGAAGACUAA